This is a messenger RNA of Penicillium maclennaniae, 1650 nucleotides long. RefSeq lists its product as uncharacterized. The record is from RefSeq and is a predicted model, not a curated record. The transcript is spliced from 2 exons. The coding region runs from base 1 to 1650 and encodes 549 amino acids. NCBI's taxonomy places the organism in Eukaryota, Fungi, Ascomycota, Eurotiomycetes, Eurotiales, Aspergillaceae.
AUGGCCUUUCGUGCACCAGCGCAAGCUCCUCGCCGUAGAACCUCGUACUCGGCCUCGCAAAGACCUCCCUCGAUCCAAAUACCUGGAUCUCCCACCGAGCAGCCCGAGGAAGAUACCGCACAAUGGGUCCUGUUCUCCCCGACCGCCCCAACGCACACGACCUCGACAGACCGCACUGCAGGAGCCUCACGACUGAGCGACUUUGGUUCCUUUGGCACUGCAACCCGCUCUGCCGCUGGACCAGAGGGCGAAGUGGACGACGAGGAAGCUCUGGAUGAUCAGUAUGAUGAAGAUGGUACCGAGUUGGAUAGCCUGGACGAUGGUCUCCAUGCGUUUCGCGCCCCAUCGUUCUCCCCUGCGUCCCCCACUAGGUUGGACCAAGGGCCGCCGGCGAUGCUGCCAGCACAUGAUGGCUUAGGAAGCUUUCAAGCUUCCAGUCAACAGAUUCAAGACCAGCUCUGGCAACAUGAGCAAUACAAUCCCCAACGGCGACCGUAUGGCUACUCCCAACAUCGCCGUCAUUCAAGAAAUCGAACGCGAGACCCAAAGGAGGAGAUCCACUCGUGGAAGCCAGUCAACUGUUCCACGCUCUAUCGAUUAUCUUUCCCGGUCAAUGUCACAGAUCCUCUUUCAGAAGAGGAACAUCCACCGGAGAGCGAGGUGGAAAUUGACAAAUCGUUCUGGCAACGCAUAACGCGAAAAGUCAUUCGCGAUCUGAUCGGUAUCGACGAGAACUUGCUGUCCGUUAUCUUCGGCGAGUCUUUGCCGCUGGAAGCAGACACUCCCGAGAAGGACACCGAAGACCUGAGUAUAGAAUCUGUGCUGGCGCGGGAACCAGAGGCGGAAAAUGGGGAGCCGCCUCUGUGGCAGUCUCGCGUCCUUCAACGGAUUGCCCACGAAUUGGGAAUUCUGGUUCAUCAGCUCUGCGAGCACCCAGGUGCAUUCACCACCUAUUACCAGAUGACCAAGGACAUUUCGAGCGAGUAUGCAGGCAUGUCGCUCAAUCGGCUGGCUGAGAGCAAUAUCUUGCAGAACUCCGAGUCUACCGCCCAACCCUCUGCAAAUACAACGGCAGACUCCAUGCCAUCUCCACACUUCAUGCCCACGCUCCGUGACCCAAACCGCGAACAUGAAGCACAAUGGGGCAUUGAAGAAAAUGAGUUUCCCGGCCCUGAUUCAGUCUCCGAGUCUACUCGUGUCCAACAAGAACAGGAAUACUGGGAACAUGGCCUAGACGUCAUGAUGGUCUUCCGCUACCUACGUACGCGCUUCAGUCGCCGUGGGUACAUGUCCAACGACAAAUUCACCUCAAGCCCUUCACCGCGCCAUACUCAAGAUCCCUCUCGGCGAGCGGCUAUCAUCCGUCAGCAUCACCCACUCGUCGCCCGCGCACACUCCCGCUCCCAAACACAGUCUCGCCGCGCAUCCCAUGUCUCCGGUCCUGUCGGCGUGUCGUCACCUCUAGUUCGGCCCCAUCUCCGCCGUCCCAGUUCCAGCUGUGCGAGCCAAAGCAAGCUGUCAGCUAUCUCUAGCCGUCGUACGCUGACGGGAUCCAGCAGGAACUACUGGGACAUCGGCGGCAGUGUGGGGAGCAAUAGUGCCAUUGGCGUUGGUGGCGGAGCUGGGCUUGGCGCUUGGGGUGAGGCCUGA